Scheffersomyces amazonensis is the source of this 2283-nucleotide messenger RNA. RefSeq names its product glucose sensor (gene HGT4). Gene Ontology annotation, biological process: carbohydrate transport; transmembrane transport. Gene Ontology annotation, molecular function: carbohydrate:proton symporter activity. The record is from RefSeq and is a predicted model, not a curated record. Gene Ontology annotation, cellular component: membrane. The coding region runs from base 1 to 2283 and encodes 760 amino acids. The transcript has 2 exons. Lineage: Eukaryota; Fungi; Ascomycota; Pichiomycetes; Serinales; Debaryomycetaceae.
AUGUGGCAUAUACUAGAGGGUCUACUAUAUGACAAUACUAUAGAAGAAGAGCAUUAUAAGAAAAUCCGACAAAAAUCAUCAUCUAAAUCAGCUGUAAUCGUAGGGUUAGUAGCGGCCGUCGGUGGUUUCCUUUAUGGAUAUGAUACUGGUCUUAUUAAUGAUCUUCUCGAAAUGCAAUAUGUUUAUCAAAAUUUCCCAUCAAAUCAUCAAUCUUUCUCAUCUCAUGAACGUGCUCUUAUAACAGCCAUUUUAUCAUUAGGUACUUUUGUUGGUGCCCUUAUAGCUCCAUUAAUAUCAGAUAAUUAUGGUAGAAAAUUUUCUAUCAUUAUAAGUUCAGGAAUAAUAUUUAAUGUUGGUAAUAUACUUCAAAUAGCGUCUACUCAUGUUGUACUUCUUUGUAUAGGAAGAGGGGUAUCAGGGGUAGCAGUAGGAGUACUAUCGGCUAUUGUACCAUUAUAUCAAGCUGAAGCCUCCCCAAAAUGGGUUAGAGGUUCAGUCGUUUUCACAUAUCAGUGGGCUAUUACUUGGGGACUUUUAAUCGCUUCAGCAGUUUGUCAAGGAACAAGAAAAAUGUUAAAUUCAGGAUCUUAUAGAAUCCCGAUUGGAUUACAAUUCUUAUGGGCAUUAAUUUUAUAUUGUGGGAUGUUAUUCUUACCAGAAUCUCCUCGUUAUUAUGUUCAAAAGAAUAAUUUACAAAAAGCAUUAGAUAGUCUAGCAAAAUUAAGAAGAUUACCACCUGAUGAUGCUGAUCUUAUAGAAGAAUUAGUAGAAAUCAAAGCAAAUUAUGAUUAUGAAUUAUCAUUUGGUAGAACAACUUUAUUAGAUUGUUUUAGAAAUGGUGGAGGACGUCAUAAACAAGUUUUAAGAAUGUGUACAGGGAUGGGAGUUCAAAUAUUUCAACAAUGUUCAGGAAUUAAUUUUAUAUUUUAUUAUGGAGUUAAUUUCUUUUCUAGUACAGGAAUUAAAAAUUUCUAUAUUAUGUCAUUUAUAACAUAUCUUGUUAAUACUAUUUUCACUAUUCCAGGUAUUAUUCUUGUUGAUACAAUUGGUAGAAGACAAUUAUUACUUUGGGGUGGGAUUGGUAUGACAACUUGUAAUUUUAUUAUUGCCAUUACAGGAGUUAGUAUAUCAUCUCGAGAAACUUCAUCUAUUUUAAGUAUAUGUUUUUCAUGUGUAUUUAUUGCAUUCUUUGCAAGUUCUUGGGGUGGUUGUACUUGGGCUUUAUGUUCUGAUAUUUAUGGUAUAAGUAUUAGACAAAAAGCUAUAUCUAUAACUACUGCAACAAAUUGGAUUGUUAAUUUUAUUUUUGCAUAUAUUACUCCAUAUUUAAUUGAUACUGGAAGACAUACAGCUGCUAUUGGUAAUAAAAUCUUUUUUAUUUGGGGUGGUUGUAAUUUUGUUGGAACAUUAUUUGUAUAUUUCACAGUUUAUGAAACAAAGGGGUUGAAAUUAGAAGAAAUCGAUUAUAUGUAUGCUCAUUGUAAUAGUGCAAGAACUUCAACAAAGUUUGUUUCAACAAAAAUUGAUUAUGCUAGAAUGGAUGCUGAUUAUAAUGAAAUUGAAACUUCAUCUCCUAAUAAUUCCACCAUUAAUUCAACUUCGAGUUCUCCUCCAGAUGAAGAAUUAACCAAUGAAAAGGAUAGUAUGCAUCAUCAUACCAAUAAUAUUGGGGGAGGUGACGCUGGACUUCAUGAACAAACCAUUUCUCAUCCUCGUCCAGCCGCUGUUCCUGGAGGUAACAACAAUAUCAAUAAUCUUACAAUCAUUCCAUAUAAUAAUGUCAUUUCUCCUUCAUUAUCAUCUGAUUCUGAUGUUUCAUCUUCAGAAUCAUUACUAUCUCAAAGACAACUUCAUAACAGACAUGCAUCUUACAAUUCUAAAAAACAAUCUUCGAUAUCAUCGGCCGGGACAGUUUCUGCUUCGGGUUCCAAUGAUUAUCAAAUGUAUCUCGAAUCAUUAAAACAACAAUAUCCAACCACUGUCACAGCAAACUUACCUCCUACAGUUGGUCUACAAGGUACACAAACAUCUGCCACUGCAAUAAGACAUAAUUCAUUAUUAACCAAUACAAAUACAAACACAUCUGUAUCCAAUAGUAUAACGAGCUCUGCCACGAAUGUAAAUAGAAGCAGAAGUCUUGAUGGAUCCGGAGCUGAAUCUACCAUGAUCAUAGCUACACCAUUUUUCAACCAGCCUCCGGAUUCAGACUCCGAUGAAGAAGAUAUUGAAGAAGAUAUUGAAGAAGAGGAUGAAGAAAAUGAUGACCACGAUCCAAGAAUAUGA